UUGCGUUAAUGUGUAAGCGGGACGCUGAAGGAAUCAGGUUGGAAGGCGGGCGGCACUUUCAGGCUCCGGGUUUGACCGCACGGCCGCUGGGCCUCACCCGUUGUGAAGGACGUCGUUGCUAGGGGAGGGGGUCACGCCUGCGUGUGUGUUGGAUUGUGGAAGGAUUGGCUGGAGUUGGAUGAAGAUCUCAGAAAUAAACAAUGGGUGAACGGAAGGGAGUGAAUAAAUAUUACCCACCCGACUUUGAUCCUGCCAAGCAUGGCUCCCUCAACAAAUAUAGGAACAGUCACCCUCUCCGGGAAAGGGCCCGGAAACUCUCCCAAGGUAUCCUCAUCAUCCGGUUUGAGAUGCCAUAUAACAUCUGGUGUGAUGGAUGUGGAAAGCACAUCGGAAUGGGUGUCCGGUACAAUGCAGAGAAGAAGAAAGUUGGGAACUACUACACAACCCCCAUUUACAGAUUUCGGAUGAAGUGCCACUUGUGUGUGAACUAUAUUGAGAUGCAGACUGACCCAGCGAACUGUGACUACGUGAUUGUGAGCGGAGCCCGACGGAAGGAGGAGCGCUGGGACAUGAAGGACAAUGAACAGAUUUUAACAACUGAGCAUGAACAGAAGAAGAAGUUGGAAACAGAUCCUAUGUACAAGCUAGAACAUGGAGUGAGUGACCAGGAGAAGCUGAAGAUUGCUGUUCCUACCCUGUCCAAUAUCCAGGAUAUGCAGAGUGCAUGGAAGGAUGACUUUGCCAUUAACAGCAUGUUACGCAAGAAGUUCCGGGAUGAGAAGAAGGUACUGAAAGAGGUGGAAGAGAAAGAUGAAGCUCUUCGGAACAAAGCAUGUCUCAGCAUCCCACUGCUCGAGGAGUCUGAGGAAGAUAAACACCUGGCUUCCCUUCUCAAAUUACGAGCUCUAGACUCCUAUGAAGACAAGCAGAGAAUGAAGCGGAAGGAGAUCACUUCAAGGUCCUGGUUUGCCUCUCCCCAAGUCGCAUCCGGAGAGAAAACUGGAGAUGUAUUGAAGAAACUGGGACUGAGCAAAAUAUCAACAACCAAAUCCUUAAAUAGUCCAAAUGGAAUUGUUGCAAAGUGACCUGGGAAAUAUCAGAAAGAAAUCAGCGGAGUAUUCAGUGAGCCAAAAGGAGCAGUCAGACUUGAUCAACGGGGAUACAGAGACCACGAUAGAGAUGGGGGAGUGAAAUGAUCAAAGAAGUUUUAUUUCAGACUGUAUGAGUCAAGAGAAAAGCAGCAGCUUUAAGGGGGAAGCUGAUUCCCUCCCACAGACUGAGGUUGUGACAGAUGCAGAUCGAGAUGUCAAUGCCAACUCGCUUGUUGCUGAUUACUCUGAUUCCAACUCAGAUGCAGACAGUUCCUGAGCUUUGCAGGAAUGUAAAUAAUGUAUUGAUACUCCUGACUUUUUAAUGUAUUCCUGUGCAAUAAACUAAUAUCUGAG
Molecule: messenger RNA, 1445 nt
Organism: Pristis pectinata (smalltooth sawfish)
Lineage: Eukaryota; Metazoa; Chordata; Chondrichthyes; Rhinopristiformes; Pristidae
Gene: yju2b
Product: YJU2 splicing factor homolog B
Exons: 10
Coding region: 201-1085 (294 amino acids)
Biological process (GO): mRNA splicing, via spliceosome
Cellular component (GO): post-mRNA release spliceosomal complex; U2-type spliceosomal complex
Source: RefSeq, a predicted model, not a curated record